Messenger RNA from Enterospora canceri, 456 nucleotides. The record is from the annotation of a GenBank genome assembly. Lineage: Eukaryota; Fungi; Microsporidia; Enterocytozoonidae.
AUGAUUGGCACCGAUGAAGUGAUUACGAUUCUGAAUGCACUAUCGACGUGUCUGACGAUGCUUCCUACCCUCAUUGGCGUUGGAAUUGGACUGAAUCUCGCCACAGAGGGCAUCUGCAAGUCAGUUGAAUUCGACCUAGACCUGACAUUCUCAAUUAUGCCAAUGGCAUUUACGUCUGCGCCUGCAAUCUACUCACUGCUUCUCUACUUCUACAUGGCAUCCAAGUCGCCUAAGACGCUGAUUGGCGCAAUUCAAUGCCUUGGUGGCUGUGCUCUACAAGGAUUCGCAUGUGCCUUCUGUGGAUACGUGAUGGGCGGAAUAGCCAAGGACGCAGCCAUUGCCCGUGCGAAACAGAAGAAGUUCACGUCAAGCUACUUCUUGCUGCUGAUAUUUGGGGAGUUGAUUGGGCUUCUUUCACUGGUCUUAGGAAUGUUGAUUCUGUCUAAGGCAAAAUAG